GUUCUAUAUAGGCCGCAAUAUUCGAAAGUCAAAGUGAUGGCAGAAUCACAGGUUACUUGAUUUACAAACGUAUAUUGGAAUUAGCAAUGGAUAGGAAAAUUCCAGUUUCAACUAGGAGCCGUCUGCCCACCUUCAGUGCCAAGAAGAGAGCCCGCAGUCCUGAUGAGAAUUCUACCAAGAAAGUAGCUACAGAAAAGAGGAGGAAAUUAUUAAGUGCGUCCACAGAAAAUCUCAACGACAGAAAUACUCACUCGGCCAGUAAUACCAGUUUAAAUCACAGUUUCCGUCCUAGUAACAGCACAGGAAGCUUGCGAUCAACUUCAAAUUUAAACAAAACAACAACAGCUGUUGUCAGGCCUACAACCAAACCAGCACCAAAGUCAAGUGUAGGUUCAGCUACCAAGACAAGUGUAGUAAACAAGAAGCCACCCAUUUCCAACAGUGUACCCAAAGUAUCAGGUACCAAAGCCAAGCGACCAGCAUGGGACUUAAAGGGUCGACUACAAGACAUGGAGGAACUGCUGAACAGACAGUCCUCAAAGAGAGACAGUCUGGAAAGUCAGUUACAGGACUACAACAACCGCAUCGCCAGUCUGGAGUCCGAGAAAAAACAGCUUUACGGGGACGUCCAAAACAAAGAGGAAAUCGUACACGGGGCUUCUAAACAAAUCGAGGAAUAUCAGAAGCAGAUAAGAGACCAGGAGAUCAAUUUUGACCAAAUAAAGCGGAAGCUACAGGCAGAUAUCGACAGCGUCUCAUUUUCACGGGACAGCUUACAGAGACAGAAGGAAUCUUUGGAGGGGGAAAUUAGUGUGAAAACCGUGGAAGUCACAGGGCUACGAUCUACUGUAGCAGAGCUACAGUCGGCUCAGAUUGGCAUAGCAGCUCAGCUUGAUGCCACAAAGAUGAGUCUGGAGCAGUCUGUCAGUGCAGGUGUAGAGAAAGACAAGGAGAUUGCUGAUCUGAAGCAGCAGCUAGCAGACAUGGAGGCUCAGAUUGAGAAUUACAAAAUCAAAGAUCAGGAACAUGAAACCAUGAGGCGAAAACUACACAAUACAAUACAGGAGCUUAAAGGAAACAUCCGAGUCUUCUGUCGAGUCCGUCCUUUACUGGGAGACGAGUUACUGGGAAAUGAUGGUACAGUACAUCAUAUGGCUUUCCCUGAUACAGACGGCAAAUUACUGGAAUUAGAAAAAAUGUCAGAUGCUACACUGAAUGAGAGUUGUCUGACAGCUAACAGGAAAGGAAACAACAAGUAUGAGUUUACCUUUGACAAGGUAUUUAACCCAGACAGCACUCAAGGUCAGGUGUUUGAGGAAAUCUGCCAACUUGUACAGAGUGCUCUGGACGGUUACAACGUGUGUAUAUUUGCUUACGGACAGACGGGUUCGGGUAAGACGUAUACGAUGGAAGGGCCGUCACAGUUCAGUCCAGACCAGACGGGUAUGAUCCCCCGGGCCGUGGUGCAGAUCUUUACAAGUACACAGGAUUUGGUCAGCAAGGGAUGGCAGUACGAAUUUGAGGCUUCUUUCCUGGAAAUUUACAAUGAAACAAUUCGAGACCUUUUAGGAAACAAUAGUGAUGACCUGAGACACGACAUUAAAAUGACAGGAUCAGCAGACAAGAAGGAUGUGACAGUGACCAAUUUGACAACAGUCACAGUGACAUCGGAAAGUCAGGUGCAUGAAUUAUUGAGGAAAGCUUCCCACAACCGAGCUGUCGCAGAGACCAAGUGCAAUGAGAGGUCUUCUCGGAGUCAUAGUGUAUUCCGACUGAGAAUCUCCGGGGUCAACAAACACACAAAGGAGGUCUGUCAAGGAACUUUGAACUUGGUGGACUUGGCAGGAAGUGAGAGGCUAAAGGAGUCGGGGUCAGAGGGCGCCAGAUUAAAGGAGACACAGGCCAUCAACAAGAGUUUAAGUACACUCAGUAAAGUCAUCAUGGCCAUUGCAAACAAGGAUGGGUAUAUCCCCUACAGGGAGUCUAAGCUGACCUACCUCCUCCAGAACUCCCUAGGAGGAAACAGUAAAACGCUGAUGUUUGUAAAUGUGUCUCCUAGGGAGGAGUGUUUCCAGGAAACACUCAACUCGCUCAGAUUUGCCACAAAGGUGAACCAGUGCAAUAUUGGCACAGCCCAGAAGAAGUUAAAAUGAGGACUUUAUAACAGAAGUAAAGAAGUUUUAACCAUGUGUGCUCUUCUUUUACUGGGAUUUAUGUCAUAGAGCCCUUGUUUUAUGAAAUUACUCAUUGUGGAAUGCUGGUGUUUCAUGAUUACAGUUACACAUCGGUGGUCCGACUGCAAUCUGUUAUCUAUCAAAGGGGCAUAACUGUGUCUUGCAGCGACUUUAACCUUGACAACAACAUUUGAAUCGUACCUGAUAGAGACUUAAUGUUUUAAAGACACUUGCUACAAACAAACUUGUUUCAGAAAUGAAAACUGAAUUCAUGCUUUUAAAAGUAAAGUUCAAACAAUUUGCUGGAUGGAAUGUAAUUGAUUCCUAUGCUUUUUCAAUUCCAAAACUUUGAAUAGAAUUAUAUAGGAAGGGGUGAUAUAUUUCAAAUUUUUAACAUCAUAAAAAAUUUGCAAGUCUCUUAUUUUUUCAGGAAUUUUACAUUUCUACAUAUAACCAAACUAAGCAAAAAAAAAAUAUACCAUUCCAUGCAUUUCUAUUUUUUGUUUGUAUCAAGUGUCCUGAAGUUAGGUGACUAAUAAUUUAAGGCCAGUUAUUAGUUAUCUAUCAAAUCUUUGACAUUGGAAUUGGCCACUCUUAGGAGCAUAAUGUUUCACAAACACAUGCUAUUAGAGUAAGUGUGCAUGCAGUAAUUUAAUAUAGGAAAAUAUAUUCUGUAUAGAUUCCAAUCUUGUUUAUUCUGUGAAGAGUUUAUAAAAACACAUUUCAUGUGUACAGAGAGUGUAGUUAACUCAUUUUUAAAUGUGAUGUCCAACUGACACAUUUUAUUUAAAACAGAAUUUGCAUUUUAAGUGAUUUUUUUAUAUGUUUAAAGUCGUAUCUGCCAAUAUUGUAUAUUUGAUGAGAAUAUUUGUAUUGUAUCUAAAUCAAUGACCCAAUUAAAAUGUUGCAAGGUUUGUAAAUUGGCAUCAUUGAUGGUAAAUCUUUCUUUCUUUCUAUCCUUUGUGUACUUUCGUUCAUCAGAGCCAAAUAAACUGUUUUACAAUAGUA
Molecule: messenger RNA, 3182 nt
Organism: Ostrea edulis (European flat oyster)
Lineage: Eukaryota; Metazoa; Mollusca; Bivalvia; Ostreida; Ostreidae
Product: carboxy-terminal kinesin 2-like
Exons: 15
Coding region: 87-2153 (688 amino acids)
Biological process (GO): microtubule-based movement
Molecular function (GO): ATP binding; microtubule binding; microtubule motor activity
Source: RefSeq, a predicted model, not a curated record